AUGAAAUCCAAGAGGGGUGAGGCAAGAUUGUUUUUGUGUGUGUUGGAACCAGUGUUGGAUCCGGUGUUGGAACCGGUGCGGGAACCGGUGUGGGAACCGGUGUGGGAACCGGUGUUGGAACCAGUGUUGGAACCGGUAUUGGAACCGGUGUUGGAACCGGUGCGGGAACCGGUGUUGGAACCGGUGCGGGAACCGGUGUUGGAACCGGUGUUGGAACCGGUGCGGGAACCGGUGUUGGAACCGGUGAGGGAACCGGUGUUGGAACCGGUGUUGGAACCGGUGUUGGAACAGGUGUUGGAACCGAUGUUGGAACCGGUGUUGGAACCGAUGUUGGAACCGGUGUUGGAACCGGUGCGGGAACCGGUGUUGGAACCGCUGCGGGAACCGGUGUUGGAACCGCUGCGGGAACCGGUGUGGGAACUGGUGUUGAAACCGGUGCGGGAACCGAUGUUGGAACCGGUGUUGGAACCGGUGUGGGAACCGGUGUUGGAACCGAUGUUGGAACCGGUGUUGGAACCGGUGCGGGAACCGGUGUUGGAAUCGGUGCGGGAACCGGUGUUGGAACCGGUGUGGGAACCGGUGUUGGAACCGGUGUUGGAACCGGUGUUGGAACCGGUGUUGGAACCGGUGCGGGAACCGGUGUUGGAACCGGUGAGGGAACCGGUGUUGGAACCGGUGUUGGAACAGGUGUUGGAACCGGUGUAG
Procambarus clarkii (red swamp crayfish) is the source of this 705-nucleotide messenger RNA. RefSeq names its product protein TsetseEP-like. The record is from RefSeq and is a predicted model, not a curated record. Lineage: Eukaryota; Metazoa; Arthropoda; Malacostraca; Decapoda; Cambaridae.